Messenger RNA from Oreochromis niloticus (Nile tilapia), 3622 nucleotides. It is a transcript of the gene ppp1r27a, whose product is annotated as protein phosphatase 1, regulatory subunit 27a. The transcript is spliced from 3 exons. Lineage: Eukaryota; Metazoa; Chordata; Actinopteri; Cichliformes; Cichlidae. Gene Ontology annotation, molecular function: phosphatase binding. The record is from RefSeq and is a predicted model, not a curated record. The coding region runs from base 2196 to 2903 and encodes 235 amino acids.
AUAUACUACAAACCUCUUAAAUUAUGUUUAAAGAGAACAAAAUAAAUGUUUGUCAAAUUCAUUACUGUCCCUUAAAAGUACUUCCCAGUGAAUGAGCUGCCUGCCUUGGCAGAGGUCUGAUUCCUUUUAGUAGAUCAUUUUAGAUAAUAUUUCUGGCACAACCUCCCUGAACCAAGGGAACGUCACUAAUUUUAUUUUACUGCAUAUUAUUUAUAGUUACUAAGAGGUUCUAGCAGGGAGGAGGCAACCUCAUAUAAAUUUUGCCACCGAACUAAAAAGACGAGAAGAUAAGAAUAGUCUGUUUCCCAUCAGUCUUGUGGAAAGUGUUUACCACUUUCCAUUCUCCUGAAUGUUUUCAGCUCUGACUUGUUGGUAAUUUGACAGAUCAUAACAUGAACUCUAAAGAGCAGGUAGGCGGUGGAAAGGCGGCCUGACUCUAUGUAUAGCAAGAAGUCAUAAAGUGUGAAACCUCACUCUGACAUUUGGUGCCUGUUUUUUCUGGUGAGAACACUGCCGCAUAGCAAGAGCAGGAGAAGCUGGAAGGGGCAUCAUUAUUGUUCAGGGACACCCUUGAACCCCCCGCCCCCCUAGUGCCAUAAGAGACAGUGAAACCUGGCAGCUGGCACAUUCAGAUACUAACAGGUGUUUGAAGUUUCUGUUUUUUGUGCACACACACACACACACACACACUUUAGAUAUCAGUAGGAAGAAGAAGGAGGUGAUGAAUAACAUAGCAGAUCUUGGCUGAUUAUUACCUUCUCCAGUUGUGUACACCUCAAUGGAAAUAUUUUUUUAAAGACUGUCCCUAAAUAUUGUGUGAUAUUCUAAUAACAUGUUUUCUAUAUUUAGCCACUUUAAAGCAUUUCUGAUGGUGUAUGAAAAUGAAAAAAUGAAUUAAACACAGUGUAAAAAUGAGAAAAAUAUGAAGCCCAAACAUUUAAGCGCGUGUAACUUGAAUGGCCGACCUUGGAAAAUCAAACUCCUGAGGAUGGCAUCCAUCAGCUAGUUCCUCUGUCACGCUGGCAGCAUCUGUGAAAUGCCCAAGUCUCACUUCCAAAGGUUUUGUGAACCAGUUAUAACCAGCUCUGCCCCACUUAGAAAUCUGGACAGCUGGGCCCACUACCACAGCGUUCCGCCACCAUUUACACGUACAGUAUGCAUGUGACUCCACGGUGUGAGCCUGCUAGUCCACACUUAAACAUCCUGCUUACAGUCUGAAUUUGUGGAUUUUACGUGCUUCCCGUUGAGGGAUCUUCUCUGUUUAACACUUUUUAGCAGAUGAUUUGUUGUAAAUAGCUGCAUUUCUUUCAACCUUGUGACUUUUUACUAGCAUUUGCGGGAAGAGGUUACAUAUCAUUUGGCUCCUCAGCUGGUCAUGGCUACAUGCCCACAUGCGACCUCUUCAGAAGAUGGUUUAUCUAGUCUGGGUGCAAAGGGCAAGCACGAGGUGUCCUUUAGGUCAACGGGUAAUAUGAGAAAGAACAAGAGCACACAAAGUAAAAACACUAUUUUUAAUGACUCUAGUAUACCUACAAUUAGACUGCACCAUAGGAUAUAAUGUAAGCAGACAGAUCGACUACAUGAUUGGGAAAUCACACGUGCCAUUGAGGUCCAGUCUUCUUCCUCGGGGCAAUAUUUACCAAUCAUGUUUACCAUAGUUUCGAUGUUUACGAGGGAACAUUUAAGUCUCGAGUGAGGAGAACAUUUUGGUUGUCAACAUUUUUUAUGAUCCCUUGGUGAGGGCAGUGUCAGUGGCCAUGUGACCACACGGUGGGAGGAGGCGCACAAGGGCCACUCAUUUGUAAGCUGAAGUCACUGGAUAUUGGACCUUGAAAUAGCACUACAGAGGAUAUAAAAGGAUCCUCUCCUGCUUGCUCCCAACAGAUCGCAGCCUUGUGUAACAGCAAAUAAUACUGUGCAACAGCUAAAUUGUAAUUCGGGCAAGAGAAAUGAGCCAUUGGUGAGAAAAAGGAUGACCACACAAGCGAAAAGAAGUGGAUGUGGACAGAGCAGAACAAAGUAAAGGAUCUGAAAAAGGCUCGUAAAAGGAUAAAGGACAAGUGGGGAGAGGACAAAUAGGACACAGAGCAAAGGAUACUGGUCUUUUUACUGGAUUGUUGCAUUCCCUUGGAUUUCUCACUUCCCUCCUUCUGACCUAAAAGACUAGAGGGAGACGAGCUGCAACCAUUGCAGGCAUGAAGUACAGCUACCGUGUGCCGGCGUCUACGUACGCACGCAGCUCACAGUACACACCAACUUACCACACUCCCACCCAGUACACCCCCUCAUAUUACACACCGCCACCGUACACAUCCUCAUACACGUCCGCCUCAAAGUACAAACCGACACAGUCCAGCACCACAUAUUACACCCCGUCACACCACACGUCCACUUACACGCCUGCAUCAGCAUACGUCCCUUCAUACAGCAAAGGGUCACGGUACAGCUCCACACGUGGCACACAAGCACAGGAAAAGCCUGCACCUGUAAUUCCUGUCGCACCCGCCAAGAGGACAGUGCACUUCCCCAAUGACAUCAUCUUCCAGGAUAUUGUUAGACGGGGAGACCUGGAGCAGAUUGGUCGGUUCAUGAGAGCGAGGAAAGUUCGUGUGGAUACGGUGUUCCACUCAGGUAUGGCAGCACUACAUGAGGCUGUGCUAACAGGGAACCUGGAGGUGGUGAAGCUGCUGGUUAAAUAUGGCGCCGAUGUCCAUCAGAGAGAUGAGGACGGCUGGACGCCGCUCCACAUGGCCUGCAGUGACGGCUACCCAGAAAUUGCCAGAUAUCUGCUAUCAAUGGGCGCCAGCACAGAGGCAGAGAAUGAAAGUGGAGAGAAGCCCGCAGACCUCAUCGACCCAGAGUGCAAAGACCUCGCCAAACUGUUUGAGACUGGCUGCGUCUGAUUGGAUACCGGGUGGAUCCAAAGGAAAGCAAACAAAGACUACAGAAAGAAGAUGAGGAGCCGGAGCAGAACAUUUCCACCACAGCUCACUUCACGACCGAUCCCGUAAAGCAAGAUUGUGUUUGCUCGUUUCAAAAGUAGUACAAACACCUGCAGGUGUAUUAUUGUAAAUUAUUGCCUCAAAGCGAUACUCCAGUAAGCUUCUUUUUUUUCUGGUGGUUAUUUUUAUUUUAUUUCAUUAUAUCUGACUUUAUUUUUAUGUGUUUAUUUGUCAUACCAGUUUCAGCACUAUGGCGCAACAUGGAACAUGGAAGCAAAACGUGUUUGUCACAUAUAGUCUGACUGUCUGGAGAAAUGUUUGACUUUCAGGAUUAUUUCAGUUUUGGUUAUUUAUCUGAUGUGUUAGUGUUAGGCAGUUUUUACAUUGCUGGAUGAACUCUGAAAAUUGUGUCUCAUAGAAAGAGUUUCUUUACUGCUGGGCAGUAAGAGGAUCAUCAAAAUGGAUACUGAUACUUUAGUAUCAGUCAGUCAUAAAUAAAAAAAAUCACCAAAGCACAAGCUUGUACAAGAUUUGUAACCCUGCAGUGUUUCCCCUAAUGUAUUACUUUCAUUUAUUUUGGUAUAAGAAUAUAAAUGCCAGCAGUGUAAGUCUUAUCAUGUUUUUGCUCAGUGAUUAUUUUUGUAUAUUUUCAUAAAUAAAGAAUCCUUUUAUUAAUUUGA